Molecule: messenger RNA, 3348 nt
Organism: Lotus japonicus
Lineage: Eukaryota; Viridiplantae; Streptophyta; Magnoliopsida; Fabales; Fabaceae
Product: GPI ethanolamine phosphate transferase 2
Exons: 17
Coding region: 205-3168 (987 amino acids)
Biological process (GO): GPI anchor biosynthetic process
Cellular component (GO): endoplasmic reticulum membrane
Source: RefSeq, a predicted model, not a curated record
AUUCUGUAAGGGGGAGAGUACAAGCGCAAUCACUGGAAAAAUACUUGUUGAGAGAGAUAAUUACAAUUUCUCGAUAAAAGCAAGUGUUAAAGGCGGAAAAAAAAUCAUAUGCAUCGCAAGUUUAAUUCAAACUCAAACCUGCUUCGUCGUUUUGGAUCCGAUAGAAACAACACACUGAACAGUGAACACAGUUGAAGUAGUAAAAUGUCGUCGAUUUCUUGCACGAAGCUGACACUCUUCACCAUUGCAGCAGUUUCAAUCCAAUUCAUCGGCCUCUCCGUCUUCCUCUUCGGCUUCUUCCCCGUCAAACCCAUUCUCUCCGGGCACAGUGGCCCCGAGAGUUUCCGCCGCCCAACCUGCCACGGCGACGGCGAUGGCAUUGCAAAUCACAGCGACGCCUCUCUGCCUCCAGAUCGCCUCAGGCUUUUGUAUCAGGAAUUAUCUGAGAUCCCUCCUUCGUAUGAUCGACUCGUAUUAAUGGUCAUUGAUGGUCUUCCAGCAGAGUUUGUGCUUGGCAAGAAGGGUCAGCCUCCAAGCAAGGCUUUUAUGGAAGCUAUGCCGUACACCCAGUCACUGUUGACAAAUGGUAUGGCUGUUGGAUAUCAUGCAAUAGCAGCAGCUCCAACAGUUACGAUGCCUCGUUUGAAAGCUAUGGUUUCUGGAGCGAUUGGGGGUUUCCUGGAUGUGGCUUUCAAUUUUAACUCCCAAGCUUUUUUAGAUGACAAUCUUCUUGCACAGUUCAUUAAAAUUGGCUGGAAAAUGGUUAUGCAUGGUGAUGAUACAUGGCUCAAGUUAUUUCCUGGUUUAUUUGCAAGACAUGAUGGUGUUAGCAGUUUUUUUGUUAAAGAUACUGUACAAGUAGAUCAGAACGUGUCUCGACACCUUGGUGAUGAACUUAGCAGAGAUGAUUGGAGUUUUCUGAUACUUCAUUAUCUAGGCUUGGAUCACAUUGGACAUAUUGGUGGACGGAACAGUGCGUUAAUGGCUUCAAAGCUUUCUGAAAUGGAUGAAGUAGUGAAGAUGAUUCAUAUUAAUGCCUUGCGAAAUCUUGAAAAUGAUCAAGGGCGGACACUUAUGGUUGUAGUCAGUGACCAUGGAAUGACUGAAAAUGGUAAUCAUGGAGGUUCUUCAUAUGAGGAAACAGACUCUCUAGCUCUUUUUAUUGGACAAAGAAACCAUGCCUCUGACCAUGCAGUAUCCAAUCAUGACACAAUUUCUCAGGUUGAUAUUGCACCAACGUUAGCUUUACUUUUUGGCGUGCCAAUUCCGAAAAACAAUAUUGGUAUCUUGAUCUCUCAAAUGGAUGAUUCUCAGACCGAUGACCAAAAGUUGAGGGCGCUGCAGUUGAACUCAUGGCAGUUAUUCAGAUUACUUCAAGCACAAAUGCCUGGUUUGUCUUGUAGAAGUUUUCCAUGCGAUGCUUUCAUUACUAAUAGUGGAACAACAAUUGAUGAAUGCAAAGGUAGCAAGGAGAAGUUGUUUUGUUGCUUGUAUCUAAAUGCUGCUACUCUUCAUGAUGCCUGGAAAGCUGAAGUAGUCACCAGUACAGAAGGCUACAAGGCCACUGUUGCAGCAUAUCAUGAAUUUCUGAGCAGAGCAAGUGAGUGGCUGUCACACAAAGCAACUGAUAAACCAAUUAACUUGCUUGCUUUUGGAGUUGCUGCUUUGAUCAUAUCAUGCUUGAUACUGCUGAGACUUGUCUUUGUAAUCCACAAACAAGUUCCUGCAAGGGAGAUGCAAGACGUGGACAAUUAUAUGAAGCCGUGGAAGUCGGAUGAAGUUUUCAUUUUGUUUGGCAUCCUGACCCUUGUCAUUAGUAUGGGAUCAAGUUCCAUGAUUGAGGAAGAGCAUUACAUUUGGCAUUUUCUCACAUCCACUGUUAACUUGAUGUUUUUCCGGAAAGCAAUACAGUCUUUUGACCUUAACAAAGCACAUGAUCAUCUCAGUUCAAUAAGGAAACAAAACAAUGUAUUUGGAUGUCAAAUUAGUUCAUUGUUCCUUAUUAUUUUUUCUGGAAGAAUUUUGAAAGGCUGGCAUCAAGGUGGUGUGAAUUGGACUAACCUUCCUGACAUUUCUAAGUGGCUUGAGCAGGCUGACAGUCAAUAUGUAAACCUGAUUAAGAUAGCAUCAUGCAUCUUGAUCAUUGUUUUGGGCAUAUUUAUAUUGUUCUCAAUGCCGCCCAAAACAAAAGUUUUAAUGGUGAUUGGGUUUAGCUUGUUAAUGUCUGGUUUGUUGGCAUUGCAACAUUUUAUGAAACAUCAGGACACGUCUGUCUCAUUCAACAAGGAUGCCACCUUAUCAGUACAAAUAUUCUAUGCCAUUCUGGGAAUCACUACUUUGACAGUUGUAUUGGUUUUGCCAUGGGUGAUGCCUAUGCAAACUCCUGAAAUGUGCUCAAGAUGGAACUUCUACAUGUCUGCCUCUGUUCCUGUUGAGAUUAAGAACAUAACACCAAUUUUGGUAUUAAAAGAUUCCUUGCAUAUAGUGGGGUGCAUGUACAUAACUUUUUGGUGUCUUCUGCAACUGUUGCUUCAACGGCCCAUUAAUGCUAUGCCUCUGUUGUUGCUCUUUGUUCAAGUCUUGGCCAGCAUGCUUGCUUUUUCGUUUAGGUCACAUUCUAAGCAGUGGGUUGAGAUUACUGCACUGUACAAUCUGGGAAUGGCAGGCCAUUUUGCUCUUGGGAACAGCAAUACACUAGCUACCAUUGAUGUGGCUGGAGCUUUUAUUGGAAUUUCAAGUCACUCCACCUUCCUUUCAGGACUUCUGAUGUUCAUCAUUACUUAUGCAUCCCCAAUGCUAUUCUUUCUUUCUCUAGUACUGUACAUCUCAGCCAAGGUCACAAUGGAGCCACUGGUUACCAAGGAUGGAAAUUCUGGAGAAAUUCUCAAGGAUCUUCUCGGAUAUCCUUGCUUAGUACCACUGAGCCUGAAUUCUAUUCUAUUGACUGCUUACACGAUUGUCUUGCUGUUGAUGAGGAACCAUUUAUUUGUUUGGAGUGUCUUUUCUCCCAAGUACCUUUAUGUUUGUGCUGCAACUGCAUGUGUUUAUAUUGGGGUCUUUAUUGUAGCUGUAACUGUGAUUCAUACAUAUAUAGUGCUUUUUUGGCUGAGAAAGAGUUUUUCCAUGUGUAGCAAGGAAAACGGUAAGUGGUCAUGUAAGUCAAUGUAAAAAUUGUAUUGAACUGUCAAAAAGCAAUUCUCACUCUUAAGUUCUUGACUAGUUGGCAUAUUAUUUUGAUUCUUUUUUGUUUUCUUUGAAAAAGGAUAGCAGUCACUUCACUUCUCCCUGUAUCUCUCCCUGUCGAAUUAUUAUUUAGUAAUGAAGUAAGAUAGGUGUUUGGUUUCUUCA